AUUCUACUUAUAAGUUCUAGGGUGUUCUUUCGACAAAUCAAUAAUCCCCAAAUUCGUCGUCUGAUCUCUCCAACCAAUUUGAUCAGAGCUGGUUUUCUGCUUCCAUGGACGAAAGUGAAGGUAUAGAAACUAGUUCUUCUUCUAUGGUUACUUGUAAGUCUAAUAAUGAAGAGAUUAAAAUGUUUGAUGAAAUUACUGAGAGAAAUGGAGAGGAAAUUAUCAAAGAUCUUAAAAUGAUUGAUGAAAUUACUGAGAGUGAUGGAGAGGAAGAUGUCACUGAUAAUUUCGAAGUUGAAUUUCUGGAAAUUAGUUCUACUAUGGCUAAUAAUGAGGAGCUUAAAGUGUUUGAUGAAAUUACUGACAGAGAUGGAGAGGAAGAUGUGACUGUUAAGAUUAAAGAGCUUAAAGUGUUUGAUGAAAUUACUGAGAGAGAUGGAGAGGAAGAUGUAGGUUAUGAAUUCUUGAACAUAGAUUACAAGGGAAAGGCUAUAUUGUCAAUAGAACCUGAGGAUGCAGUGGUGAGGGAUAUUUCAGACAAUGGUGAUGAUGGGUCAGAAGUGUAUGAUCCAGAAGAAGGAUCGGGUUAUGAAUCUGAUGACAUUGAUUUUAAGUCGUAUGCUGAGGAGGAGGCUUUAGCAUUACAAGCCAAGUUCGAUGCUGAAGAUCUCCCUGCCGGUGCAGAAGUCUCUGUCUCUUGGUUGGUGGUGGAGGACCAACCCACUGAUAGCAGUUCAACUGUUCCCAAGCAGGUUGAAGAGGAGGAUGAUGGAGUUAUGGUGAAGUUUAAAUCGUUUAAAAGUUUCGAUACAGUUGCAGAUUUCUCUGACCACCAUUUUCAAUCAAAGCCAGUUACCGAAUCAACGCAGGCAUCACAAAAGUGGGUAAAGACGAUUCAGCGGGAUUGGAGACUUCUAAAGAACAAUUUGCCUGACACUAUAUUUGUUAGAGCUUAUGAAGAGAGAAUGGAUCUUUUAAGGGCUGUGAUUGUAGGUGCUGCUGGUACUCCUUACCAUGACGGACUCUUCUUCUUCGAUGUUUACUUUCCACCAGAGUAUCCUGAUACACCGCCGCUCGUCAACUACCAUGCACAUAAUCUGCGUAUAAAUCCAAACUUGUACAAUUGUGGGUAUGUUUGCCUUAGUCUUCUCAACACAUGGCAGGGGCAUACCGUUGAGCGUUGGACCCCAGGGCAAUCCACUAUGCUGCAAGUUCUUCUGUCUAUCCAGGCACUGGUGUUGAAUGAAAAGCCCUACUACAAUGAGCCUGGAUAUGAGCUCGAUGCUGGUACUUUACGAGGCGAGAAGCUUUCCCAAGAAUACAAUGAGAGCACAUUUAUUCUUUCAUGCAAGACAAUGCAGUACACGCUUAAGAAUCCCCCAAAGCAUUUUGAGGACUAUGUACUGGGGCAUUUCCGCCUUCGAGCAUACACUAUUUUGGCUACUUGUAAGGCUUACAUUGAAGGUGCUCAGAUCGGUUCUGUUGUUGAAGAAGAAGUGCAGGACGAUAAUGAGAGUGAAGAAGAAGUACAGGAUGAUAAUGAGAGUCAAAAGAGCCGCUCCUCAGUAAACUUGAACGAGGAGGAAACCAUUGUUGAAGGAGUGAAGGAUGUAAAUGAGAGUCAAAAGAGCAGCACCUCAUUGCGCUUCAAAAACGAAGUGGGUACGAUGGCAGGGAACCUUGCUCCAAUGUUUAUAUCAAAAGGCGCUAAGAAUUGUGAGCAGUUCAUCUGUUUGGGAGACGCUUACAGGUUAGCUGAAGCAAAUUACAGUAACAUUUUUAAGGAACAUUUCUACAAGCCAGUAGGAGAACAAGUUGGUGCCGCUGAAUCUUAAGCCCUAUUACAUCCUUUUGCCCAUUCACCAUAUCUCAAACUGAAUUUCAACCUUUUGCUUAUAUUUUGUUCAACUCGGUCUCAGGCUCAGUCUCAGUCUCAAGCUCAAGGUAAAGUUCAUUUUGGGACAAAUAACCAUUACUACUUAGCCUAGGUGUAGAUAUAUAACUAUUUAAGUGUCUAUAUUAGGGAAUUAUGCAAAUGUUUUUUUGUUCAACUUCUGACCUCCACCUUCUGGAAGUUCUGGAAGACUAUCACAUUUGCUUACUAUUGGGGAACAGUUUUUAAUUGAAUGUCUAAUAUCAGCCUUCCUUUAUUUCUCA
This is a messenger RNA of Papaver somniferum (opium poppy), 2154 nucleotides long. Its product is annotated as putative ubiquitin-conjugating enzyme E2 38. Gene Ontology annotation, molecular function: ubiquitin conjugating enzyme activity. Lineage: Eukaryota; Viridiplantae; Streptophyta; Magnoliopsida; Ranunculales; Papaveraceae. The transcript has a single exon. The coding region runs from base 105 to 1832 and encodes 575 amino acids. The record is from RefSeq and is a predicted model, not a curated record.